Trichomonas vaginalis G3 is the source of this 1503-nucleotide messenger RNA. Its product is annotated as glycine-rich protein family. NCBI's taxonomy places the organism in Eukaryota, Parabasalia, Trichomonadida, Trichomonadidae. The record is from RefSeq and is a predicted model, not a curated record. Bases 1 to 1503 code for a protein of 500 amino acids. The transcript has a single exon.
AUGACAACAUCAAAUACUGCUAAAUUUGAUUUUCAAUUCACAAACGACGUUCAAACAGUAACAUUAAGUCCCGGACGAUACCUUUUAGAAUGUUGGGGUUCACAAGGUGCUGGAUUUAAUGUACUCAGCACAGCUACCGAUGCAGGUAUUGGUGGCAAAGGUGGUUACUCUAAAGGAAUCCUUACUUUAUCAGAAUCUACAAAUAUUUUUGUUUAUGUUGGUGGCACAGGAACUACUACAAACACUCCAGGUACAAUUGGCAAAGGUGGAUUCAAUGGUGGUGGUUCUGCAUGGUGCACACAAUAUUCAGGUGAGCCAGGAUCAGGUGGUGGAGGUGCAAGUGAUAUCAGAUUAAACACAGAAUCACUUCAUUCACGUGUUAUUGUUGCCGGUGGUGGUGGUGGAGGAGGAGAAGAUAAAGACGAUUACGGCGGAUUUGGUGGCGGAAUCGAAGGUGGAUUUAAUUAUGGAAAGAAUUGGUCCCCUGGAAAUCAGUUCAAUUCAGGAAAUAAAGGUUCAGGAGGUCGAUUUGGAUAUGGCGCACACACCGAUUGGAAUGGUGGUGGUGCUGGUGGCGGUUGGUAUGGUGCAAAUGCAAUAAAUGGCAGUGAUACAGAGUAUACCAGUGGCCGUGCAGAGGAUACUAAUGGUGGAUCAGGAGGAAGUGGGUAUGUUUACACAGAAUCAACAUCAUCAUAUUAUCCAGACUGUCUUCUUUCUCCAGAUUAUUACCUUGAAGAAGCCGAAACCAUUCCUGGCAACACAACUAUCACCGAACCAGAUGGCACAACAAGUGUUGGCCAUUCCGGCAACGGAUUUGUUAGAAUUACCAUACUAAGUUUUAUUCCAGUUUCAUAUACAUUCAAAAAUGGAACAACGACAUAUUUGACAUUUGAUAACGAAACAUGUGGAGUCAAAGCUAAUAAUAAUCGAUAUUCAUGUCUCAAAGAUAUUUCGAUCCCAGAAUCCAUAAGAAAUUUCACAGUUGUUUCCAUUUUAGGAAGAUCUUUUGCCGGUGAUCAUUGUCUUGAAUCCGUCUUCAUUCCAAAGAGCGUUAUUUCUAUUCAUCAUUCUGCUUUCUUCUAUUGUGAUCAUCUUCGUAAUGUCACAUUCGAAACAGGUUCUAAGUUGACACACAUCAUGAACGAAAGUUUUGCUAUCACAAACAUCACAUCUAUCGAAAUUCCACACACAAUCACAUUCAUUGGUCACCACGCAUUCUACAACUGUCCUCUGCUCUCUUCAUUCUCUGCAUGCACAUUCAACACCAUCGACACAAGUAAUGUCUUCGAACUCUCCAACAAACUUCGAAACAUCAUUGUUUCAGUUUACUAUCCAAUUGAUUCAUUCAGUGACCUUCCAGUUGUUCGUUCUCAGCAAUUUUGCAAACAACUCAGCAGUUCUCUGAAAUGUCCCAACUCCAACAAUCUUAUCAUUCCAUAUCAUUUCCAACUUAAAAAAUUAUUAAGUAUUUGGCCAGUUCUUACGACUGGCAAAAGAUAA